GUUAUUUGCCUUCAAGCUAUAUUCCGUCUGCUAAUGCGGAUUUUAAGGAGACUAAAAUGCAGAAUCAUACCUCUAAUGCACAAGACGUCAAGUGAUAAAGAUAUAAAUCAAAAUCCAAAGGAAAAACCACAAGAAGAAGAAGACGGAAAAGUUGAAGAAUCAGUAAAAUCUGCAAGAUUUCAAAGUAAGGAUUCGGAGAAAGAUUCAAAAAUGAUGGAAUCGGAUUCAGCUGUGUUUGAAAUCGAUGAGUUGAACUCAACAAUUGCACCGUCGAGCAGUCGACAGUGUAUUGUUGAAGCAGAUCUCGAAUGUGCUGUAACAGCGAAGAAGCCAAAGAAGAAGCCUGCUCAACGAACCGAUUUCCAUCCACGUCCUCCAUUUUCAUGCGUUCCAAUUUAUACUGCAAUUCUUCUCGGAUUAUUAAUUGUUUUAAUUGUUGGAGCAGUAACAACUAUAGUCGAUAUGAGACCUGCAUUCAUUUAUGGAGAUGCUGGGAAUACAACUCAUUUACAUCUUAAUAAGACAUUAACUUCAAUUAUUGAACCACCUCCACCAAUAUCGUUUUCAACUUUGAAACCUCAAUAGGGAUAUAUUAGUAAAAUUAUUAACUCAAUAUUAUCAGUUGGCAGUUUCACAAAAAUUCGAUGGAAUUAAAUUAUUUUUCUGUACAUACGACGUAGGUCAACUUUGUCGCACGAUUCGAAAAUACCGGUGUAUUGUUUUUAUUUUCUCUGUUUCUUUUUCUUUUUUUUUGUCAAAUUUCAUUGCAUUGAAACUUGAUUAAAUCGAUUGUUCUGUUUUAUUCAUGGGAGCAUUAGAAACCUCUGUCAUUUGAGAGAGGAGGGAUCUUAUAAUAAAUUUAAAGGCA
This is a messenger RNA of Caenorhabditis elegans, 868 nucleotides long. RefSeq lists its product as uncharacterized. The transcript has 3 exons. The record is from RefSeq and is marked reviewed. Bases 34 to 585 code for a protein of 183 amino acids. Lineage: Eukaryota; Metazoa; Nematoda; Chromadorea; Rhabditida; Rhabditidae.